AUGGAGAAGAAGCCGGUGGAUCUUCAGAGCAAAGCCAUCUCAUUGACCGAGGCGCAGGUGGAAGAGUUCCAAGAAGCUUUCGGGCUCUUCGACAAGGAUGGCGAUGGCCGCAUCUCCAGUGACGAGCUGGGGGUCGUGCUGAAAGCCCUAGGCCGCAAGCCGACCUCGGAGGAGUUGAAGGCCAUGGUCGGAGAGGCCGAUGAGGACGGCAGUGGAACCAUCGAGUUCCCGGAGUUCCUGAAGCUGAUGGCGGCCAAGCUCCACGAUUUGGACUCGGCUGAGGAGAUGCACGAAGCUUUCAUGGUCUUCGACCGCGACAAGAGUGGUAAGGUGACCCCAAGCGAGCUGAAGCACGUGAUGAACAGCCUCGGCGAGAAGGUCACAAACGAGGAGAUCGAAGAGAUGGUCAAAGAGGCUGACAUGGACGGCGAUGGGGAACUCAGCUUCGAGGACUUCAUGCAGUUCAUUCAGAUGAGGGGCCUGGGCGGCCGUUGA
Messenger RNA from Symbiodinium sp. CCMP2456, 495 nucleotides. Lineage: Eukaryota; Dinophyceae; Suessiales; Symbiodiniaceae. The record is from the annotation of a GenBank genome assembly.